Molecule: messenger RNA, 3855 nt
Organism: Anopheles arabiensis
Lineage: Eukaryota; Metazoa; Arthropoda; Insecta; Diptera; Culicidae
Product: innexin inx3
Exons: 5
Coding region: 490-1671 (393 amino acids)
Biological process (GO): phototransduction
Cellular component (GO): gap junction; plasma membrane
Molecular function (GO): gap junction channel activity
Source: RefSeq, a predicted model, not a curated record
GCACUGCAUUCAAUUCCGACGAGUCCGCCAUCCAGUGUGGAAUGGAUUUCGCUUCCUCGGUUCGAACAUGAUCGAGUAGUCGAGAUCACAUCUCAUUUUUCCUACUGCCGCUGCUACAAGCGCCAACUGCUGCCUUCGCGCUCGCGAUCGUGUGCUUGCGCUCGCGUUUGUGUGUUUUUGUGUGACCGUAUGUGUGCUUCGUGUGUAAUGUGUGGGCCUCUGUGUGUAUGUGUGUAAAAACGUGCAUUUAUGCGAUCUGCGAAGAUCCGCAAAUCUUUCUCAACGAUCUUCCGUACCAAAGGAAGCCUCGGGAGACCGCGUAGUCUCUAACAGAAGUGAAACUGUUCAGCAUAUUAAAUCGCUUCGUGUAAACAAUUUCUUUUUUUUUUGGUCGCCGUCGUCUUUGUCGUCGCUCGUGUAUUAGAACUGUACAAAUUCAACCUCAGACGAUCCUUAGUCAAGGAGUAAAAGAACCACUAACGAUCAAACAUGGCUGUGUUUGGGCUCGUCUCGGCCGUGGCCGGUUUUGUAAAAGUUCGCUACCUGCAGGACAAAGCCAUCAUCGAUAAUAUGGUGUUUCGGUGUCACUAUCGCAUCACUAGCGCCAUACUAUUCGCCUGCUGCAUCAUCGUAACGGCUAACAAUUUGAUUGGAGAUCCCAUCUCCUGUAUUAACGACGGUGCUGUACCCAUUCACGUAAUUAACACGUACUGCUGGAUCACCUACACCUUCACGCUGCCCGGUCAACAUGGACGUACGAUGGGCACAGAAGUGGCCCACUCUGGACUGGGCAAUGAUAAUCAGGAACGGACGUACCACAGCUACUACCAGUGGGUACCGUUCAUGCUAUUCUUCCAGGGUCUACUAUUCUACGUGCCACACUGGAUCUGGAAGAACUGGGAAGAGGGUCGCAUGCGUAUGAUUACCGAAGGCAUGCGAGGAGUUUCCACGGCAAGUCCUGCAGAACGCAAAGCGCGUCAUGAACGUUUAGCGCAAUAUUUGUACGACAGUGCCAAUACGCAUAACACAUAUUCAUUUGGGUAUUUCAUUUGCGAGGCACUCAACUUUGUAAAUGUGGUGGGCAAUAUUUUCUUUGUUGACAAGUUUUUGGGCGGCGCCUUCUUAACCUACGGAUCUGAAGUGCUCAAGUUCUCGAACAUGAAUCAAGAAAAUCGUUCUGAUCCUAUGAUCGAGAUAUUCCCCAGAGUGACUAAGUGCACGUUCCACAAAUAUGGUUCGUCAGGUAGCAUCCAAAAGCAUGACGCGCUAUGUGUGCUAGCGUUGAACAUUUUGAAUGAGAAGAUUUACAUUUUUCUGUGGUUCUGGUUCAUUGCACUUGCGGUCGCUUCCGGCUUGGCCAUCGUCUACUCUGCCGCCAUUGUCAUGAUGCCGACAACCCGAGAAGCCGUUCUAAAGCGUCGCUUCCGCAAGGCUGAUCCCGCUGACGUUUGCAAUCUUAUACGCCGCGUGCAGAUCGGAGAUUUCCUUAUGAUUCAUCUACUUGGCCAAAAUCUCAACGUUACCUCGUACGGUGAAAUGCUGCAUACUUUCAUCAACAUGUUGGAUGAAGGCCGACCGAUCUCAGGUGACACACCUUCUGCCCCGUCAACACUCGAAAUGGCUCCCAUGUACCCGGCGAUCGAGAAAUACGGUAAAGAAACAGAAACAUAACCUCCUUCACCAUCUGUUGUCGCACAGUUUUUGGUCAGGCUCUGAUGGUGAACUAUCGCAGCAGAUUCUUAGCACCGUAUUUUGUUACACCUUGUUAGAACACUUACUGGUCUCCUCCUUCUACCUACUCCAUUUCGGAAUCCUAGACUAGAGUUUUAGUAUUACUUUUUGGUUCAUUCCUAAAUUACCACAAAAACGCACUCUUACAUAAUUACCCUUUAAAAGUAAACACCUAGCCCGAUUGAAUGGAAUGAAUAUGCAUGAGUAGAAAUUAGUUGAAAUGUAAGAAAUUCUGAUGUCACUUGCCGUGCGUCAGAGUAGGUUUUCGGUCAAAAUUUGUAUCAUAUUCAUGCUAACUUAUCACACAUUUAUUUCCAAUUUUUGGACCAUCUUUACCACACACGAUCGACGGCACCUUCAUCGGAAAAUUGGAAAAUCGAUACUGUCUAAAUUAUUAUCGAUACUCGACAAUCUAUAACAGACAAGGAAAAGGAGGUAUUGCAUCAGGACUACGAAGCUUAACAAAUCACUACAGUACCGCGUGAGGUCAAACGUGUUCAGAAAUAUAUGCUGUAGCUACGGAAAUCGGGGGCUAAGUAAGGGCUAUGCUGUACUUCGCCUCGGCAAUGAUGAAAUCAAGAAAGGUAUAGUUUUAGGUAAACGAUCAAACAAUCUACUUCUCAAUUUUAAACUAAAAGUAAUCAUCCUAAAUGCAUCAUAGAAAGAUAAAGGUAAGCUGUGGGAAGCCAUAAUGCUAUUCCCACAUGCUUUCCUGAUUUAUGGUUGAGUUUAGUGUAGGUAGUACUGAAGUAUUGAAAAUAAUGAACAAGGCCAACUAAAAAUCACAUUUUAAUGGUUUGUAACGGCAUGGCGAAGAAAUCUCGAAGGUUUUCCCUUUAGAUGGUUAAAGAAGUAGAUAAAAGCAACAGAAGACUGUCAUGUGGCGUACUACGUGAUUAUUUUUUACUACAUAACUCUGUGCAAGGCUAUCAUAUUUUUUAUCAAUCUUUUAAAUCCAAUUUUUGAGCAACAUCCAAAUUUAGCAUUUUUACAACUAUAAUGAAUAAAACUAAAUCGAAAAAACGAAAGAUACAAAUAGGAGCUAUUAUUUGGAAUGCAUACAUACACGCAGCCACAAAAUUGAUCAUUUAAAAUUAUUAUUUCAAUUCGAUCUACAUCAAAUGCCAUAGAUCGCACCGAACCUACAGCAAGCACAAAAGACGGUAACAUAACUUUUAAAAUAUAAUUCACACUACAACCUGACGGCAGAAAAACAUUUUAAAUCUGGUAUUUGUUCUAACGUUAACAUAACAUGGCGACAAAACGAAAAACUCAAAGCCGUCCCUGAAUUUUAAAUAACUCAAAUUAUAGAUAUAGACAUCUUUUUAUCCCAUUUAGAUUGUUUCUUAUUUCAUUGAAAACAAUUGCCUUACGAUAAAUAUAUGCAACGUGUGAAAUUUAUUACAAUACAUCAGACAAAUCAACAGAACGUGCGUAAUUUUUGCACUGUACAUGUAUUUAGCAAUUUGCUCAUUGCAAUAAGCUCGAAAGCUUCGUGGACGGAUAAAUCUCGCCAUGUAGUACAAUAAGAAUUAUUACAAUAACAACAACAUACAGCAAUUCAGCUUCAGUGCAUCGUUAUAAAGACAUCUCGUACGAUCCGUUGGGAAUUUAUGGAUCGAAACGAUGUGUAACAUUCCGUACUUCUUAGUUUAAACCGGCUAAUGCAUCGUCUGAGCGGCAAAUAAAAGAAACUCCUCGCGAGAAAAAUCUCAACGACAUUAUCACCAGGCAGAGUAGUGUGAAAACAGAUAUGCACGUAUUUUUAGGCCCCUUUAGAUAGUAACUGCAGUCAAAGAUAUAGGAAUCGUAUUAAUAGCGAAAAUGAAAAGUUUUAACGUAGCAUAAUUUCGCCAAUACACUCAAAAACGUAAGCAAUAAUCGUAACUAAAAUAUUUGGCAAAAUUUUACAAAACCUACUUGCCUAUACCUGUUGAUUAAACCUAUCGGUAACCUUGCGAUAGUGUAGCUGAUUUGUGCAUAAACAGGGACAUACGCGGAAUCGAACGGAAGUAGAAAAGAAUUAAGAGUGAAUGCAACAACAGUUUGUGCAUACUCUAAUUGUGAUUACAUUGAUAAUAUUAAGGGAAAAACUAAUAAAGCUUAUCAAGAUUUUGAUUACAA